This is a messenger RNA of Necator americanus (New World hookworm), 261 nucleotides long. RefSeq lists its product as uncharacterized. The record is from RefSeq and is a predicted model, not a curated record. The transcript has 3 exons. NCBI's taxonomy places the organism in Eukaryota, Metazoa, Nematoda, Chromadorea, Rhabditida, Ancylostomatidae. Bases 1 to 261 code for a protein of 86 amino acids.
AUGUGUUAUCGUGAAACGUCGUCAUCUAGUACAGAGAAAGUUAAGUUUCUGAGGGAAGAGACUGAUCAACCUGAUGAAGGAAACGUUUGGGGGACUACGCAUGUAGAAUGCAUAGAGAGUUAUAUCACGGUACCACCGCACUACGACACACCAAAUCGAUGCUGCAGGACCCAUCUCACCCUAUUUUACAGCUUGCUGGCGCCGGCGCACGAACUCAGCGCUGCCGGAUCCGUCCCACUCCAUUUUAUUGCUUUUUUCUGA